AUGGAAGAUACAACCGUGUCCAAUCAUCUGAAGGCUUUUUCAGCUGACUUCGAGGCCAAGUACCUGGAGCUUGAAAAACUUGGUCAAGGAGGCUUUGGCUCAGUCUAUGCCGGCCACAGAAGAUCUGAUGAUUUACCAGUGGCGAUAAAACACAUCCCCAACUCGGAUGUGCGCCGUCAGAAAGUGAAGUUAAAUGGGAGGUCACGCUGGAUUCCCAAGGAGGUGCUGCUCAUGCAGAAAGCCGCAGGCAAACCAGUGACUGUGGGAAGAUCUGCAGCCGUGUCGUUACUGGACUGGUACGAUCUGGACCAAGAGGUUAUACUGGUCAUGGAGAGGCCAGUACCCUCUAUGGAACUGCUGCGCUUCAUGAAGGAACACCGUGGUCCGAUGGCCGAGGACGUUGCAAAGAUCAUCAUGGAGCAGCUGGUGGAUGGUGCCAUUGAUUUCCAAGCCAAGGGCGUCUUCCACCGAGAUAUAAAAGCAGAGAACAUCCUCAUUGAGUUCAGCUCUUAUGGCCUGCGAGUGCGCUUCAUUGAUUUCGGAUGUGGCUGCAUUAAGAAGAAAAACUGCGUUUUCAACCAAUAUUUUGGAACCGUAGCAUACGCUCCUCCAGAGUUUCAAAUGAAUGGGCAAUACAUGGCCGGCCCCACGACAGUCUGGCAGUUGGCAUCAUUGCUAUUUGAAAUGCUGGAUGGAUUCAGGCAGUUCCACACCACAUGGUUCCGCAGACAUGAACUCCAAAUCAGCUCUGUGUGGUCCAAAGCUGACUUUGAGGCCAAGUACUUGGAGCACUUUGGCUCAGUUAGUGCCAGCCACAGAAGGUGGCGAUAA
Messenger RNA from Limanda limanda (common dab), 831 nucleotides. RefSeq names its product serine/threonine-protein kinase pim-2-like. The transcript is spliced from 8 exons. Gene Ontology annotation, molecular function: ATP binding; protein serine/threonine kinase activity. Gene Ontology annotation, biological process: regulation of mitotic cell cycle; negative regulation of apoptotic process; protein autophosphorylation. Bases 1 to 831 code for a protein of 276 amino acids. The record is from RefSeq and is a predicted model, not a curated record. NCBI's taxonomy places the organism in Eukaryota, Metazoa, Chordata, Actinopteri, Pleuronectiformes, Pleuronectidae. Gene Ontology annotation, cellular component: cytoplasm.